Molecule: messenger RNA, 1710 nt
Organism: Bactrocera oleae (olive fruit fly)
Lineage: Eukaryota; Metazoa; Arthropoda; Insecta; Diptera; Tephritidae
Product: U6 snRNA-associated Sm-like protein LSm2
Biological process (GO): mRNA splicing, via spliceosome
Cellular component (GO): Lsm1-7-Pat1 complex; U6 snRNP; catalytic step 2 spliceosome
Molecular function (GO): RNA binding
Source: RefSeq, a predicted model, not a curated record
CUGUCAUUAUAUAAAUGCUCUUCAAAAUCUAUUAUUUAUUUUUGUUAUACUAAUUUUCCUUAACACACAUGCCAAAGAACAUUUGCGCAUACAUAUAUUAGCCGUUCCUUUAUAAGGUGGUGAACAUUUGCUUGGUUCCUGCUUAGAGUGGUGUAGUUUGUUGAGUUCGAAUAUCAUGAGGGGAAGGUACCUUUUUGACGUGGUGUAUUUGAACUUUCGAAUUUGCGCAUUUUAGCACAGCUAACAUAUGCGCUCUCUAUUCAUUAACAUUCUCUGUUUGCCCCUUCUCUAUUCAUUGACGUUCCUUGCUGCCAGCUAAUUCAUAAAGACAUUCACAUGCAGAUGGCGCUAAAAUGAACUUCAAGGUGCGGAACUUGUCUAAAAUCAUAAAUCAGCUGUAGAACGUAAAUUAGUUGUUUAUCCGUAUUAAUAUAUGAACGUUCUCUGGGCAGACUGACAAAUCCAAAUUAAAAAGCGUGCCUUUCUAUGUGGCUACACAAUCAGCUGUUAUUCUGCGCCGAGCAUUCAAGUUGUCAAAAUUAAGCUGAAACGUUUAAACAAAUUUGCGAAAUGCUAUUUUACUCUUUCUUCAAAUCGCUUGUGGGUAAGGACGUUGUGGUCGAGCUGAAAAAUGACUUAAGCAUAUGCGGCACAUUGCACUCGGUGGACCAGUAUUUGAAUAUUAAAUUGACCGAUAUUAAUGUGACGGAUCCGGAUAAAUACCCGCAUAUGUUAUCUGUGAAAAAUUGCUUCAUACGCGGCUCCGUUGUCCGGUAUGUACAACUGCCGGGUGACGAGGUAGACACACAACUGCUACAGGACGCAGCUCGCAAAGAGGCUGUAGUAAGCACGAGAUAAAAUAAAUACAUUUCCAAUGUAGUUUAUAAAUACAAGUAUAUGUAUAUCGGUUCAAUAAUAUUUAAAGUCCAUAAUUUUGUAAUUGAACGCUUUCAUUUAGUGUGUUGGUGCAAAAUGUGCUGAGCCGAAUGCAGUAGUAGAAGUGAAGCGAAAUAUCAAAUAGACAGUUAAACAAAAGUAUAAGGUUUUAUAUAAAGUUAGUGUGACGAUUUUCGAUAUUAUAUGAUAAGAUGAUUUUUAUAAAAUUGAUAAAGAAGUGAAUUUAGACCAAGACCUAGGAGUUUAAGGCUACAGUGCUAGAGAUAGUGACACAGACACAGAUAUAUCUAUAUAAGAUGUGUGUUAGAGCUGCAGUUCUCAACACAUAAUGUCAGUGAACUUUACUAGAAAAGUUAAUUAAAAUCCCAAAUCGUAUUGAAAGAUCGACUACUAAAAGCAUGGAAAAAAUUGUAUUGAUUUUCAGUGAUUCACAUUGGUUAUAGUCUUAAGGGCUUAAAAUGAAAUACAUAGGAAACAAAAAGAGGAGGAGGAGGAGAAACCAUUGGAAAGAAAGAUAAAUUAACAAAAAUGAAAGGUUCAACCUACUAUAAAUUUGUUUCACUUUUUACCAUUAAAUUAAAUUAAUUAAAUGCUUCUCCAUUGUGCUACAAGGUUAGGUUGAACAAAUUUAAGUUUUAGGAGUGAAUGCCAAAUGAAACCUUCAAUUAGUGACUACAACUCAUUCACUCGGCAUAACUCGCGGGUUGGAUACCUACUUAGAAGUUUUAAUGACAUAACAACAAAGGAAAUUAAAUUUUGUAAUUUCAUAACAUAUCGUUUAGUAUCGAAUUCAAUAAAUAAAAUGAUUAUAUA